AUGUGUAAUGACAUUAAUCAAAUAGAUUAUAAUGUGGGAAAUGACGAACAACUUCAAUUUUAUUACCAGCUGGAUUCUUUAAUGUCUCAAAGGGGAUUUACUUCAACAGCAAGAAAUGUUGCAAGAGGAACUUGGAAUAUUCAUGGAACAAGAAAUAUUUCAUGUUUUGCUUUAUGA
Diversispora eburnea is the source of this 177-nucleotide messenger RNA. The record is from the annotation of a GenBank genome assembly. NCBI's taxonomy places the organism in Eukaryota, Fungi, Glomeromycota, Glomeromycetes, Diversisporales, Diversisporaceae.